This is a messenger RNA of Papilio machaon (common yellow swallowtail), 438 nucleotides long. Its product is annotated as collagen alpha-2(I) chain-like. The coding region runs from base 100 to 354 and encodes 84 amino acids. The record is from RefSeq and is a predicted model, not a curated record. Gene Ontology annotation, molecular function: extracellular matrix structural constituent. The transcript is spliced from 3 exons. Lineage: Eukaryota; Metazoa; Arthropoda; Insecta; Lepidoptera; Papilionidae.
ACAUAUGAAAACGAUGGAGCGGGAUCUAUUCAACUUCGUUUCUUAAAAUUGUUAUCUCACGGUGCGCGCCAAAACUUUACAUAUUCAUGUCUGGACGCAAUGGCUCCACAAAGGUCUGACAUCCCGCCAGAUUUGAUUCGGACAAAUGGUAUUAAGUUGUAUGGAUUCAAUUCGGCAGAAUUCAAAGAACCGCAGCUAAUAAAAGAUGAUUGUAAAGAAGGUAAAGGGGAGAUUGUGCUAGAAAUCAAGACAUCUCGUAUCGAACGUUUACCCAUCAGCGACUUCCAGCCGCUGUCAUAUGUCGAAGCUUCACAUCAGUUUUCAUUUGUUGUUGGGCCGAUUUGCUUCUCGUAGCCGGGUAUUAUUUCUCUGGGAUAACGCAAUUAUGUACUUAAGUUGGACUUUUUUGUAAAUAUAGUACUUAAAUAAAUUUUGUGA